AUGGCCAACUCCAAAAGAUUGUUUGGAGUCGUAAGGAGGAAACUUCUCAGUCGAUCUCCCAGCAGUAUCACCACCAUUCGCUCGUCUAUCCCAGAAACUACUAAAGAACACAUUGCCGCCAUUAAAAUCCAAGCUUAUUUCAGAGGUCACCUGGCAAGGAGAGCGUUUAGAGCGUUGAGGAGUCUUGUGAAGCUUCAGGCGGUGGCGAGAGGAGUGCUUGUGAGGAGACAAGCUCGAAUAGCAUUACAUUGUAUGCAUGCUCUUGCUCGCUUGCAGAUUGCUAAAGGGAUAUGGCGCCAGCUUAUGUUUUCAAAGGAAGAAAACAUAAGAGAAGACGAGUAUGUGAAUGUACUUGAACACCAACAGAAACAAAAGUUCUUGGAAUGGAUGAAGAAUCAAUCAGAACUUGCUGGAAAUGUAGCGUGCUCUUCUAUAUGUUGUUUUGUUUGGCAUACUAUGUCUAAAACGUGGAAACCAAAAUAUGAUAACAAAGACGAGUGUUCUCUGUUGAUCCAAUUUAUUUAAAGAAAAUUUGUUCAAUUUUUAUUUUGUUUAUUAAUUUUACUAUCCAGUUUUCGAAAGAAACCAAAAUACGCUUCUUUCGACGACAGAGUCAAUGAUGAAAUGUGAUUGUGUAUGUCUAUAUCAUACUAAUUUGUUUUAAACUGUUGAUGGAUUGCCAAGUAUUUGAUGAUAAGGUCAUACAUAAAGACAAUAGAAACACCGUUAAUUCUUAUGAUAACUCAAUUUAACCGGUAUGCCAAAGUUUAAAUAUCUUAGAAACACUGUGGAAAGAAAACACUGAACCAUGGAAUUUAUUUUCUAUAGGGGAUUUGUAUUGCGAAAUUAAAACAAAAUACUAUAAUAUUGUCACAUGUAUCGUAGUUAUUCGAUAACAUAUGGUUUGUUAUACUUACUUUGUAAGUAUAUGUCGUGGCAUACAUUAAACUUAGUAUGCAAUAUUUAAAUAUAAUAUAACUUUGACUUUGGCAACAAGUUUUAAAUCAGUAAUGGUAUUGCCAAAAAUAAAGAAGUAUCUUUUAAUGAUCGAUUGGCCAUCACGUUUAUCCUAUAUUUUUGAGACUUAGUUUAGGAACGAAAUUUGCAAUCAUUAAUGCUAUAAAACCAUAUAAAGGAAAUAAUAAUAUUUAACUUUACGUACCCAUUAAAUAUUUGUGUGGCCAUCACGUUUGCUUCGACACCAAGGUUUCAUCGAUGUUAAUGUGAUAUAUGAGAUAAGGAAAACAAAAUAUGUAGUUUCCUGUGACCCUUUGAUGUUAAUGUGAUCUCUACUGUUUGUUAAAAAAAAUUGUCCUUUUUUUAACAGGAUUCCACCAAAUGCUUAUUGAUGUCUUGCAACAAGCAUUCGAAGGGAUAAUGAGGAGGACGUUUGGUGUUACAUUUUAUCGUUUUCAGUUUUUUUCUUUCAGUUUUUGAUUUUGCUUUAUAAUGUUCCUGGGUUUUAUAACAUAAGAUAAAUUUAUUUUGAUCUCUAUUUUUACAAUGCUAAAUGAUAGUUAAUUUUUCACAAGUGCGUCCUUUACUGGGUCGUAUAAUUAAUUAUCUCACUAUUGUGUCAAUACAGUUGAU
This is a messenger RNA of Brassica napus (rape), 1590 nucleotides long. RefSeq names its product protein IQ-DOMAIN 20. Gene Ontology annotation, molecular function: protein binding. The record is from RefSeq and is a predicted model, not a curated record. The coding region runs from base 1 to 525 and encodes 174 amino acids. The transcript has 3 exons. NCBI's taxonomy places the organism in Eukaryota, Viridiplantae, Streptophyta, Magnoliopsida, Brassicales, Brassicaceae.